UCACUGGGCGCAACUAGUCUUCGAAAAUUCCCGCUAACUUUCUCGAUGUGUUCUUCAUUUUGAAUGGACCAAUAACAGAACGUUUCUCUACCCGUCAUACAUUCGUUCCAUGAACGUUUGGUAGAAUGCGCUGCGACAGAAUUCUGGGGCGGUCUUUGAUGGACAGUUGGGUCCGGCCAGUCAGUGGUUACGGGCCGACAUGUUGGAGACGUUUCAGUGAUUGUGCGCGGUGAGCCUGACGCGUGACUUUUCGUGCGUUUUUAAUGCGUGUUCGAAUUCUAAGAAGUGUCGUUGGAUCGCAACGCUACAUGUGAAGUGCGUCGAGUGGAAUUAAGCCUGGUUGUGCCUGGUUUGCCCGGCCCAGCAAACAUGAGCUGGGGUACAGAGCUCUGGGACCAGUACGAGAAUCUGUCCCUGCACACGCAAAAGGGGAUAGAGUUCCUCGAAAGGUAUGGCCACUUUAUUCGUGACCGAUGCGCCAUCGAGGUGGAAUAUGCCGCUAAACUCAGACGUCUCGUGAAGAGUUAUCAACCGAAGAAGAAGGAGGAGGAAGAUUAUCAGUACAGUCCGUGUCGGGCGUUCAAACUGGAGCUGAACGAGGUGAACGAUCAGGCAGGGCAACGGGAGGUGAUCGCUGAGAACCUCCAGGCGAACGUGUUGAGGGAAUUGAACAUCCUCGUGAAGGACUUCAAAGAGGAUCGUAAGAAGCACCUCCAAGAAGGCGCGCGAUUAAUGGCCAACUUGACCGGUCAGAUCGGGAAUCUGGAGCGCGCCAGGAAGGCGUACGAGAAAGCCUUCCGCGAGGCGGAAAGAGCGGUCGAGAAUUAUCAGAGAGCCGAUGCCGAUCUGAAUCUGUCGAGGGCGGAAGUCGAGAAGCAGAGGAUGAACAUGACUCUGAAGACGCAGCAGAGCGAGGAGGCUAAGACCGAGUACGCGAAUCAGUUACAGAAGACGAACGACAUGCAGACGCUGCAUUAUCACACGGCCAUGCCGGAGGUGUUUCAACACCUCCAGGAACUCGACGAGAAGAGAAUUAAGAAUAUGCGAAACUACAUGCUGAAGUCCGUGGAGAUAGAGCGAGCGGUGGCGCCGAUAAUCGCUCAGUGCUUAGACGGUAUCGAAAAAGCUGCGAACGAGAUCAACGAGAAGCAAGACACGUUGUUGGUGAUCGAACGUUACAAAAGCGGGUUCCAACCGCCGGGCGACUUCCCGUUCGAGGACCUCUCGGUGGCUAAAACGUACGACAGCAAUAGUCAGUUGUCGCAGCCAGUGAUGCAACCGAUACACAAUCACCUGACCGUGAAAGGAACCGUCUCCGGUGGUAAAAUCAAGAAGAGGGUCGGCCUCUUCGGCAUAUUCAGUAGCAAUAAGAGUGCAAGAAUACCAAAAAAGUUGAUCGAGGUGGGCAUAGCUUUGAAGAACAAUAUGCCUGGAUACGGGGACGGCGCGAAGGAGGACUGCAGCGAUCUGCCACCUAAUCAACGGAAGAAGAGGCUGCAACAGAGGCUGGACGAGAUCCAGGCGAAGAUCCAACAGGAGACCGCGGCGAGAGACGGUCUGAUGAAGAUGAAGGGCGUGUACGAGCAGAAUCCGGCGUUGGGAGAUCCGAUGAGCAUAGAAGGGCAAUUGAAUCAAUCGAGCAACAAGCUGGAUAAACUCGGCGCCGAACUGGCAAAGUUCCAAGGUUACCUCGAAGAUGCCAUGCGCGCCGGCGUCAGUCUGUCCAGUCCCAGUCAAGCGCCGCGAAAACCGACCAGCAACGGGUCCGCGACGCGACCGCUCAGUUCGAGGAGAUCCAGUCAUUCGGGAGGCGAGGAGAGCCUGUCGAGAUCGGCCUCCGACUCGAGCGUGAGCAAUACGAACGCGAGUCAACCGACGCACAAGAAAAGCGCUCCGGGUACGCCGCAGCCGACCCACGGUUCCACGAAUAGCCCGGAAUCUGGUAUUGGGGAAUCGAGGACGUCUCUUCCUGGCAGCGGGGGAGAAGAGUUCUACGUCGACGAAGUAGACGCUCAACCACCGUUGGGGACAUGCAGGGCUCUCUACCCUUUCGAUGCGACCAGCGAAGGUUCUAUACCGAUGUACGACGGAGAAGAAUUGUACAUGAUUGAGCUGGAUCAAGGAGACGGGUGGACGCGGGUCCGUCGUAUUUCCCAACCGAUCGAGGGCUUCGUACCUACGUCGUACAUAGAGUGUCAUCUUUAUAAUACUUAGCCACUUCUCCUAGGACGUUGACAAGCAAAAUUGCGAUGUUGGCAAGUUUUGGUUGUUCGUGUUGUCAGUUCGAUGCGGUACAUCGAACUAUCGAAGGUAAUGAUUCACGAUAUUAUUGGACGUUCGAGGGUCGUGCGUUGGCUCAACGGCAUCAGAUUUCCUAAUCUGUCUCGGUCGAAUCGUGGGCCUAACUGACGCGCAGUGAACGAUUUCAAUUAAUGGAAAUCGAUGCGUGUCAACGAGUUCUGGGAGAAUUUCGUGAUUCGUCGGAGACUCGGUCGCAAUUACACCCAGCACACUUCCCUCCUUUCACCAAUCGUGUCAACGAACGAGCAGGAACAAAGGGGAAUCAUCUUCUAAGAUGACAGUUUAUUGUAUACAAAAAGAGCGGUCGAGAAGUUCAAUACACUUAACGCUACGUAGGAUGUUAAAAUCGUACAAUUGCUUAGGACGAUAUUACAUCCAAACUGUUUCAAGAGCGGUCCUUUGACACGACCUUUUGACGUCUGCGAGGUAUAGCACAUUUUUCUAAGCGAAACGGCGAAAGCACCCUGAUCAGUCGGACGGCUAUGUGAACGUGCGCAAACCGGGCAAUUCGCAAUUUCGUUGAAAGUAAAUGUUUUUGUCGCGUAUUGUACAAUGCGCAACGUGUGCUCCAUCACAGAUGGAAAAGCUCGAUUACUUUUUUUUUCAUCGACUCGGUUGUAAAGAAGGCAACUCACGAACGGAUUCGUGCUAUCUCUGCCGAAGUUCAAGAAACCGAUCAGCUUUGUACAUGUACAUAUAGUGAUCUUCGUUUUACUUAAACGUGUGUUACGAAAAAUGGGGAGGACACAUCAUCGUUCGUUGGUUUAUAGUAUAUCGACGUCCGUUUCUUACUUUUGCCGAUGAUAGGCCGGUGACGUCGCUACUUUACAAUUAUUUAUGAGUCAUUUCUCUUCAAUCAUCACCGCGUAGGGUUCAUCGGUCGACGAUGUCGUCUCAUUUUUCUUUCAUCGAACGAAGAAUAGGUGAUUAGGUGGUGCUCUGUACAGCAAGUAGAUUCGGCGAAAUUGAUCGGCCAAGUUUCGUUUCCGACAUCGUCUGAAUGCGAGUUUAGUUAGGACAAUAUAUGUUUGUGUACAUACGAUGCAAGGGGUAUGGGAGGGGCAGAACGAAUUGAAUAGUAACUGGAUGCGUGAGUGCCAGGUUCGAAGCGUACCCUGCGAAGCGAUCGAUUUGUUUCCAUUGUAGUUACGUGUCCGAAAUGACGGCAGAAAAGUCUUUUUAUUAUAUUUUCGUUUUUAUAUUUUUUAUUUGAGGAAAGAGAACGCCUUACGUUUCGGCAUCUUUGGAAGAACUGUCAGCUUCGCUGUUACAGAAGCCUAGAUUCGUCCUAGAUUCGAGUGCGAUGUAUCGAGAACGUGUAGCGGUAUAUAUGCCUGCGUAUCAAAAAUGUAUUUGUAUAUGUAUAUGUAUAUGUAUAUAUAUAUAUAUAUAUGAAACUAUAAUCAUUCAUUAAAACGUAGCUUCGGUAUAUAUGUACGUGUAAGAUGCGCGAGUUAAAGAUCGGUCGUCCCUCUGGUUCGUCGCAGCGUGUUGCUAGGUCGGUCGCUGUAAUUUUCUUAAAUCCCUCUCGCGAUGUUUCGUCAUAAGUUUCGCUACGAUUUCGCAAGAGUUCUGUCUCUUCGUCUUCUUAAUUUAUCUUUGGCCGCGGGAAGAUGCAGUGAGGAAUUUUACAGGAUUCGCGAGUGUGCAGACGACAGUAUUUUUACGCGACACGUACUUUUCGCUCGAACGCUGAUCGUUUGAUAGGCUGUAUCACUUUGUGAAAGUGAGAAGAGAGAAUGGUUAGAUAAGUUUAGAGACAGGGACGAAGGAAGGAAAAGAAUCGAGAUCCGUAUGUCUACCUUAAUUCUUAAUAUUAAACUGCGUCCAUUCUAUGUAUAUUUUGUGAUUUUAUAUCAAUGAACAAGUAUUGUAGAUAAUUAACUCCGUGACUCAUUAUACGUUUAAUUAUUAUUAUUAUUAUCAUUAUUAUUAUUAUCAUUAUUAUUAUUAUUAAUAUCGAAGAAAUAUAGCUACUAAACUAAUACUACGUGGUCGAGCGUGCUUUAUCCCGGCGUUCUUUCCAUUCGUCGAAAGGAGAGGAAGUUCGAGGAAACGAACGAGUAAAAUGUGUUUCAUUUAAGUGUAUUGUAACUUUUUCGCGGACAAUUGACUAGAUCAGAAAAUACAGAGUAAAAUAAGUUCUGAUACCUGUUGUGCAGAUACGCAAAGCUAUGUUACAGUCGAUACAUAAUAUACAACGUUUAUAUAAAUUAAGUAGAAUCGUGGCUGCAAAAAUUUUUACAGCCCACGACACGACGCCAUUCAAAGCCGAGGUAAUAAAAAUCGUGAAUUCUUCUUACGUAUCAUAGUCGGUAUACCUGAUUUAUACAUUUAAUUUCGUUUAGUUUCGUUUCGAUGUUCUGUAAAACCAAAAUACACGUUUGAUCAUGGCGAAAAUCGUCAGCAACAGUCGA
Messenger RNA from Ceratina calcarata, 4718 nucleotides. RefSeq names its product formin-binding protein 1-like Cip4 (gene Cip4). Gene Ontology annotation, molecular function: protein binding. The record is from RefSeq and is a predicted model, not a curated record. Bases 370 to 2214 code for a protein of 614 amino acids. NCBI's taxonomy places the organism in Eukaryota, Metazoa, Arthropoda, Insecta, Hymenoptera, Apidae. Gene Ontology annotation, biological process: signal transduction. The transcript has 12 exons.